This is a messenger RNA of Ictalurus punctatus (channel catfish), 1192 nucleotides long. RefSeq names its product ras homolog family member Cb (gene rhocb). The record is from RefSeq and is a predicted model, not a curated record. Gene Ontology annotation, biological process: small GTPase-mediated signal transduction. The coding region runs from base 199 to 780 and encodes 193 amino acids. The transcript has 6 exons. Lineage: Eukaryota; Metazoa; Chordata; Actinopteri; Siluriformes; Ictaluridae. Gene Ontology annotation, cellular component: neuron projection. Gene Ontology annotation, molecular function: GTP binding; GTPase activity.
CAAACCUCAGCCCCUUAAGCGCAGCGUACACAUUUAAACCCACUGCGCCAAAGAUUGGCUGGGCAAAACGGAGGAAAAAAUUAAGGAACUCCGCUUUAAGAAGCGACUUUAAAGAGAGGACCAUGAACUAAAGUUGACUCGUACCGGUUGGACGUGAUUAAGUGCGUCACGUGUCAUGAAGCAACAUUCUUGUUUGCAAUGGCAGCCAUCCGUAAGAAGCUGGUGAUUGUAGGAGAUGGAGCAUGUGGAAAGACAUGUCUUCUCAUCGUUUUCAGUAAAGAUCAGUUCCCUGAGGUCUACGUGCCUACUGUAUUUGAGAACUACAUCGCUGACAUCGAAGUGGAUGGUAAACAGGUUGAGCUGGCUUUAUGGGACACAGCAGGACAGGAGGACUAUGAUAGGUUGAGGCCGUUGUCCUAUCCAGACACAGACGUCAUCCUCAUGUGUUUCUCCAUAGACAGUCCUGACAGUUUAGAGAACAUUCCGGAGAAGUGGACACCAGAGGUGAAGCAUUUCUGUCCUAAUGUUCCCAUCAUCCUGGUGGGGAACAAGAAAGACCUGCGCAAUGAUGAGCACACUCGCAGGGAGCUGGCCAAGAUGAAGCAGGAGCCAGUGAAGCCUGAGGAAGGCAGAGACAUGGCUAACAGGAUCAGCGCAUUUGGUUAUCUGGAGUGCUCUGCUAAAACUAAAGAGGGUGUGCGGGAGGUGUUCGAGAUGGCCACCAGGGCAGCGCUGCAGGUCCGCAAGCGCAAGAAGAGAAGCGGCUGUCUGCUCUUAUGAGUCGCGCGCACACACACACUUACACACUUCUGCCAAGUGCUCAAGGAACAACAUCAACUGACGUCAUCGCUGUACUGUAUUCUGCAUUUCAUGCACCUGCGACAGAGACUGACGAGCAAGAAAGCAACCCACCUGUGCUCUUAAACUUCAUGUAUGCACACAGCCCUGUCCUGCCAUCUCUGACUUUCCUUUUCCUCUAGCAGUAUAUCCUCCUGUGUCAGGGAGAAAGAUCGAUCAAUUUGAUUAUGUAUGUGUUUGUACAGAAAUCUUAGUCUCCUUCUUUCUCUCUCUCCUCAUUCCAUGUUGUAUUCAGACAUCGCUUCUUUAUGUAUUGUUUACUUAUUUGGAGUGGCCCAGUUUUUCCUGACAUUUGGAAAUUAAUGAUCAAGAAUACAUUUAUUAUUCAUUCAAA